AUGUGCGAGCCAGAAACUCUCAGUUUGGCGGGUGGCGGAGUUCGUGGAGAUGCAAAUGAUGUUGGCGAAGAACCCCGAAUCGCAGCCGGCUAUAACUACCUCGGCGGGCUGUUGCAUUUGUAA
This is a messenger RNA of Parastagonospora nodorum SN15, 123 nucleotides long. RefSeq lists its product as hypothetical. Bases 1 to 123 code for a protein of 40 amino acids. The transcript has 2 exons. NCBI's taxonomy places the organism in Eukaryota, Fungi, Ascomycota, Dothideomycetes, Pleosporales, Phaeosphaeriaceae. The record is from RefSeq and is a predicted model, not a curated record.